AUGAGCGCGCCCUCUACCAUUCUCUUCGCCUUUGGCGUCUUCGCGCAGGUCGCGUUGCUUGCCUGCAUCUUCUGGACUUACACUAGCUAUGGCAACCCCCGUGAGCCGACCGCCUUAGCGGAAACCACAACUAAGACAUCAUCAAGACCAAACGGCUUCACUCUGCGCCACCUUUUGGAUCACGGCGCUGGACAACCUGGGCCACGAGCACGAAGAUUCGAUGUGACUCCAGAGCGGUUUGCCGUUGCUGGUAUCGACUCCCGCAUCGGGCCCUUCACUAUCAAGUCGGCACCAGUCAAGAUAGAAAGGCCCGCGUUACGUGGCUACGAUGCACAGAUCCCCAUGUCGCCCAUGUGGAUCGCCGAGGAUAUUCCGGGUCCGGAUGUCACGGACAAGAACACCGUUAUCAGUUUCGCAAACAUGUCCGAAGAUGCUUACAAAGUCGGCCCUGACGACGCAGGAUGGAUGGACGUCGAUGGGCAUUACAACUCGUCGGUCCCUUUUGGCUGGGAUGACAGUGGCAUCCGAGGCCAUGUGUUCAGCGACGACACUAACUCCACCAUCAUUCUGGCGGUAAAGGGAACGACGGUAGCCAUGUUCGAAGGCGACGGAACGUCCGUGCACGACAAAGAGAACGACAACCUGUACGGCUCUUGCUGUUGCGGCCAGGGCGGCACAUAUCUUUGGCGCAAGGUAUGCGACUGCCAGACUGGCACCUACAGCUGCGACGAGCAAUGCGUCAAGAACGAGUUACGGAAGCCGAACAGGUACUAUGCCGCGACUGUCGAGCUGUAUCAGGAGGUAGUCAAGAUCUAUCCCGAUGCACACAUCAUGACGACAGGACACAGUCUGGGAGGCGUUCUCGCUUCUUUAAUCGGCUUGCAGCACGGUAUACCCGCGGUGACGUUUGAAGCAUACCCACAGGCCUUGGCAGCUAAGCGCUUGGGACUACCAGCUGCCGGUGACGUUGCUCCACUCAGGAAGAAUACAGGUGGCUUCCAUUUCGGGCACACCGCUGACCCCGUGUACAUGGGAACUUGCAACGGUGCGACAAGUUUCUGCUCUAUUGGCGGAUACGCCUUCGAGACCCUUUGUCAUACCGGAAAGAAGUGUGCGUACGACGUGGUCAAAGACUGGGGUUGGAGGCAGAACACACAGACACACAGCCUUAGAUACGCCAUCGAUAACGUGUAUAUGAAGUACGACGAGGCAGCAAAAUGCCAAGAAGAGGAUGUUGGUUGUGUCGAUUGCUACCUGUGGAAGUUCGAGAACGGGACGAAAACCACGACGAGUACUUCAGCAACACCAACAAGUACCACAUCAUCGAGGACGCGGACGGAGACAUGUAAGACGCCUGGGUGGUGGGGAUGUCGAGAUGAGACUACUACGAUGGUAUCAACAACAUCCUCAAGCGUAUCAAGUACUGCGACCAGUACAAGUACAAGUACCUGUCAAACAGUGAGUUCUAGAACCCCAUAA
Alternaria incomplexa is the source of this 1479-nucleotide messenger RNA. RefSeq lists its product as uncharacterized. The record is from RefSeq and is a predicted model, not a curated record. Bases 1 to 1479 code for a protein of 492 amino acids. Gene Ontology annotation, biological process: neutral lipid catabolic process; piecemeal microautophagy of the nucleus; multivesicular body membrane disassembly. NCBI's taxonomy places the organism in Eukaryota, Fungi, Ascomycota, Dothideomycetes, Pleosporales, Pleosporaceae. Gene Ontology annotation, molecular function: glycerophospholipase activity. The transcript is spliced from 2 exons.